AUGGACAGACAACCAUUCAUUGGAGUGAUUUGGGUACUUCACCAAGAGUUUUCCCAUCAAAAACAAUUUUCUUUAUCUCAAGUACAUGCUUUCAAGUCAAAAAUCUGUAAACAAUCUCUCGGGUUGGUGAGGUUUCAUCUGAUAUCAGAUAUCCUUUCAAGUACUUCAUCGAAAUUUGCUGAGAGAUUUUCUCAAGUCCACAACUAA
This is a messenger RNA of Clunio marinus, 207 nucleotides long. NCBI's taxonomy places the organism in Eukaryota, Metazoa, Arthropoda, Insecta, Diptera, Chironomidae. The record is from the annotation of a GenBank genome assembly.